UUGAUUGGAUUAGUUCAGUCGAUUUUGGAACAUCAAUUCGAGUGGUUUGAACCACUUUAUUAUAGUCCUGAGAGAUAUGGAAUGAUGUCGAAUUGGGAGAGGUAAGGCCUUAGUUUAGGGUGGUUAAGGUACUUAAGGUAGUUAAGCACUUAGAGCUCUUAGAAGUCUUUAACUUCCCUGUUUUUCAAAAUUUCAAUUUCAAAAUGUUAAGGUGCUUUUUAAGGUUGUUAAGGUCCUUAAGGUUUUUAAUGUAGUUAAGGACUUAGAGUUCUUAAAAGUCUCAAAAUUUCCUUUUAAACGAUACUCCGCGUUUACACCUUUUAGAGGUACCUAAGGUAGUUUAGAGGCUUUUUAAGGUAGUUAAGGUCAUUCUUAAGGUACUUAGGGUACUUAAGUUAGUUAAGCAAUUAGAGCUCUUAGAAGUCUUUAACUUCCCUGUUUUUCAAAAUUUCAUUUUAAACGAUACUCCGCGUUUACACCUUCUUUUUAAAGGUAGUUAAGGUCCUUUUUAACGUAGUUGGGACCCUUUUUAAGGUUGUUAGGGUGCUUUUUAAGGUAGUUAAGGUACUUAAGGUACCAAAGGUAAUUAAGAACUUAGAGUUCUUAGAAGCGUAAACGCGGAGUGUUGUUGUUUUGGAAAAAACCAUUUCAAACGAUACUCCGCGUUUACACCCUCAAUUUUCACCGCCAAAUAUUAAAAUUCAAAUAUUUUCCUUAUCUGUUAAGGUACUUAAGACCAUUUUUUAAGGUAUUAGAAGCAUUUUUAAUGAUUUCCUAAUAAUUAAGGUAAUUAAGGCUUAUUCGAAGUAGCUAAGGUAUUUUAAGGUACUUAUGGUCACUUCUAAGGUGGCUAAGGUCUCUUUAAGGUACUUUAAGGUACUUAAGACCCUUUUAAAGUAUAAUAAGCAUUUUUAAUGGUUUCUAAACCAUUUUUAAGCUAGUUAAGGCUUAUUCGAAGUAGCUAAGGCAUUUUCAAUGGUUUCCUAAUGAUUUUUAGGGUAGCUAAGGUUUAGCUAAGGUAUCUUAAGAUCUUUAAGGUCAUUUUUAAGGUCUUUAAGGUGUCUAGGGUCAAAUUUCAUCGUAAUUUCACCUAAAAUCCCAAAAAAAUCCCUUUCAGAUAUCAAAACGAGGGGACCCACACUUACUACAUGGUGUGCAAUGUGAUUUUGAUGGUCCUGCCGUUUCCGCUUUACGCGGCCGCGUUGGCAGUGGUUUUCAAGCGUCAAACGAAACGCCGUGAGUUUGCGCACAUUUUUUGGCGCCAAAAUUUGAUCUACAGUACCUUUUUCGCAGAAAUCCGAUCAAAGUACACACAAACUCCAAUUUGCACGUCAUCCUACGCCGCUCAGCAGCGACAAUUAUCGAUUGAAACGAGAUUGUUGGUCCCUUGUAUCAUUAACACGAUUUUAUUUGUUGUUGGACAGGUUAGGCUUGGAAGGGGCUUUAAAAUGAGCCUAGAUAAGCCUAGGUUGGCCCUGAAAGGGCCUGAGAUAGGCCUAGUUUGGGCCUGAGAUAGGUCAGGGCUUCUCAGGCUUGAGAAGAGCUUCAUAAUAAGCCUAGAUGAGCCUAGGUUAGGCCUAAAACGGCCUGAGAUAGGCCUGGCCCACCAAAACAUAUCAUAUUUGGUCUCAAAAUGCGUCAAAUUUUCGCGCGCCAAAAACUACAGUACCCCCAACCAAAAUCAAUUCCAGGUCUUCAUAACGCAAUGCUCAAAACACGGAAAAUGGAUGAAUUGGGCGGUGAUGGUGGUGUUCGCCACAAAUUCCUUCGUCAAUCCACUUUUAUACCUGUUUUUCAGCAGUGUGAUACGCAAAGGUGUUCUCUCAAAUUGCCGCAAAAAUUUCAGCCUUUCAGCAAUCUAUAAUGAUUAUGAGUUGAGAAGUUCGUCGCCAAGAAGUUCGAGUUUGAUGUUGAAGAUCAAUCAUCGAGAUUCAACUGUUUGUUCAAACCUUAAUGGACGCUUAAAUUCUGGUUAA
Messenger RNA from Caenorhabditis angaria, 1976 nucleotides. NCBI's taxonomy places the organism in Eukaryota, Metazoa, Nematoda, Chromadorea, Rhabditida, Rhabditidae. The record is from the annotation of a GenBank genome assembly.